This is a messenger RNA of Caenorhabditis briggsae, 957 nucleotides long. The transcript is spliced from 3 exons. The record is from RefSeq and is a predicted model, not a curated record. The coding region runs from base 1 to 957 and encodes 318 amino acids. Lineage: Eukaryota; Metazoa; Nematoda; Chromadorea; Rhabditida; Rhabditidae.
AUGGGUGACAAACACAUCAACGAUGGUCCUGGUGAGGAAGACGAUGGUUUUGAGGAUUGUGUACCUGGGGGACUUCGUCCGAACUACAAGAUCCCAAUUCUCCUGACAGAGAUGAAAGAGGAAGUACUGGAUGAGAUCAUUCAGUCCGAAAACAACGUUAUCAGUUGUGCGUUGUGUAGCAGUCGAUUCACGGAUUUUCCAACGAUGAAGGGUCAUAAUGAGGAUUGUUCGGGACAACCGAAUAGGAGUAAUGUGCAAGAAUACGAGAUCUCUCAAUAUCACACGAAUGCCUUAAUGCUGUCACUCAAAGACAUGUACGAAGCAGGAACGAGCGGUAUGAACCCCACAAGGACAAGCACUAGGCUUCCUUUUCACAUGGAGCCAUUUGCUGGAGUCCAUCAAGAUCCCCAUAGUCGAAUAGCUGGACAUUUGGCUAUCGUCACAUGUCGGAUGUGCAAGUGUCAGUUCUUGUAUCGAACGGAAGAAGUAGCAAAGGACAAGCGGAACCAACCUAGCGUUCUUACGGACGAUGAAACAGAUUUCGACCCAAGUCUUAUUAAGUAUCAUGUGAAACUGUGCCCAGAGUAUCAGAAAGUUCAUGAUGAGUUCAUGUUGCAAAUGGCGCCGUCGGUGGAAAACGUUCGAAACCAUUACAACAAGCUGUUCAAUUCCUACAAAUUGAUCCGAUCGGGAAUUUACGGGUCAGGAUUCAAAAUCCGUAAUGUGUCGGACCCGUUUUAUUGGCGUGAAAUGGGCACGAUUCACGAGGCGGAUGAGACUAAUCGGGGAUUACUGGUUGACCUGGAGAAGGCCGGACGACCUCACCAAUUUCGGUACUUUGAUUUCAAAUUACAUAGCAUUGAACCCGAGAGUGUCGACUUUGUUCGGACGAAUUAUUUCAAUUUGCUCAAUGAGACACUGGAUGCAAUUUUCUUUACGAGAGUGACUGGAUUGUGA